This is a messenger RNA of Panicum hallii, 1404 nucleotides long. Its product is annotated as adenosine deaminase-like protein. Gene Ontology annotation, biological process: adenosine catabolic process; inosine biosynthetic process. Gene Ontology annotation, molecular function: adenosine deaminase activity. Lineage: Eukaryota; Viridiplantae; Streptophyta; Magnoliopsida; Poales; Poaceae. The transcript is spliced from 11 exons. Bases 83 to 1252 code for a protein of 389 amino acids. The record is from RefSeq and is a predicted model, not a curated record.
CCUCCAAGACUUCAGCAAAGUGACAAACAAGGGCAAUCAUAGAAUAGAAGACGAACACAGGGCGAAGCAAGGAGCAGCGGCCAUGGACACAGACAUGGAGAGGAAGGUGGCGUCGGAGGAGGAGAUGAGGGAGUGGUGCGUCGCGCUGCCCAAGGUGGAGCUCCACGCCCACCUCAACGGCUCCGUCCGCAAUUCCACCCUCCUGUCAGUGGAACUUGCAAAACAGCUAGGAGACAAAGGAGUCAUUGUCUUCGAAGAUGUUAAGGAUGUGAUCAUGAAGGAUGGUAGAUCUCUCCCAGAGUGUUUGAAGCUUUUUGAUUUGUUUCAUAUACUUACAACGGACCAUGAUACAGUAACAAGGAUCGCUAAGGAGGUUGUGGAAGAUUUUGCUGCAGAGAAUGUUGUGUAUUUGGAAAUAAGAACGACACCGAAGAACAAUGAAGCCAAAGGGAUGACCAAGCGAUCUUACAUGAAUGCUGUUAUUGAAGGUUUAAAAGCAGUUGACGCUGUUGAUGUUGUUUUAUUUGAUUCUAAGUCAAGAAGAACAAAUGACACAUUAACUUGCACACCUACAAUUGAGUUGGAUGGUGACACAAAGAAAAAGAGGAUAUAUGUCAGGCUCCUUCUUAGUAUUGAUCGCCGCGAAACAACUUUGGCUGCAUUGGAUACUGUUAAUUUGGCCCUGGAAAUGAAGGACCAAGGUGUUAUUGGUAUCGAUCUUUCUGGCAAUCCAGUUGUGGGGGAAUGGGAAACAUACUUGCCUGCCCUACAACAUGCUAAAGAGCUUGGAAUCCCCAUUACAAUUCACUGUGGAGAGGUAGCAAACAGGAAGGAGAUCCAAGCAAUGCUGGAUUUCUGCCCUCAGAGGCUGGGGCAUGUAUGCUGUCUGAAUGAUGUAGAAUGGAAGAAGCUCAAGUCUUUGAUGAUUCCAGUUGAGAUAUGUUUAACAUCAAAUGUUAUGACAGGAGGUGCUCCUUCUCUAGAGCUUCAUCACUUUGCUGACCUCUAUAAUGCAAAGCACCCUCUAUCCUUGUGCACAGAUGACUGUGGCCUGUUUUCAACAAGCCUCUCAAAUGAGUAUUACCUCGUUGCAGCCACUUUUGGUCUCAGCAAGCCUGAGCUGUUUCACCUAGCUCAGGAAGCAGUGCAGUUUGUUUUUGCUGAUGAAAAUGUGAAGAAGUCUCUGAAGGAGGUGUUCAAGCAUGCCGAGAAGAGAUUGACGAUGUUGUCUGAAAUUGGCAUGCCAAACUAAUGUGCGUGCCUCUUAGAUCAGUGUGAACCCAAUUGUGUGAUGUAUGAUGCAAAAAAUGUAUAGGUGCGUAAUUUCUCGUUUAUGUAUGGAUUAUGUAUUUUUUUUCAAGGUCUUAUAAGAAGAAAUAUGGUCAAAGAGGUAAUCAGCAUCAA